Molecule: messenger RNA, 795 nt
Organism: Aspergillus novofumigatus IBT 16806
Lineage: Eukaryota; Fungi; Ascomycota; Eurotiomycetes; Eurotiales; Aspergillaceae
Product: casein kinase family protein
Exons: 7
Coding region: 1-795 (264 amino acids)
Source: RefSeq, a predicted model, not a curated record
AUGAUGGGCUUUAGGAGCAUGUCUAUUGGCCCUUUUCAGUUUGAAAUCAUUGAUGGGAAGGAUAUCAUGGUUACAGACAUGUAUGGACCGACGCUGGAUGAGUUCAUCUACUCUAGGAAUAUCAUCCAUGGCAAUCUAAACCCCCUAUUAUUUGUGUUUGGUUGUGCAGAAUGGCAAAAGCAGCAGGUCAUCCUGGUUGAUCUUGGGACUGAAGUUGUACCAGCUCCCAUGGUUUGCAAUGAUCUUCAGGCAAUCAGCUGCCUUCUAUUAUAUUUUUAUAGUCUAGAGACCACUGUACCUGUCUUGAUGAGGUUUUCGGCUGUGGUUGCUUCGCAUAUCUUCUAUGAUGCAUAUCAUGGCAUAGUCCUAUAUCUUGAGAUUGCAAUGAAUCUGAGAGGCCCGCAAGCUAUGGGGGACAGUAAGGUGCUGAGAAUGGGUGCGCUUGCUGGGAAGAAGACUAUAGAUCUCUUUAAAAGUCUCGGCUCUGCUCUCUCGCAUAUUGGGCAAUUGAUGUGGUUAGAGUUACUAGAUGUCCUUGAGGAGAAGAGAAUGCAUGCAAUGGGUGUAUAUUAUCUGCCAAACAGGCUCUGGAGAGACCUAUGCUGGUUCCUUAAAGUGACCGCUAACCUACCUAGAUCUCUCCAACUUUCAGUAACUGCUAAACUUUACCACUAUUUAGUAGUACUGUAUGAAGUCAUCCCAUUGUAUAGGUUAUACUGGGUUAAAUAUCUUCUGUUUCUAGCCCAUAUAAGGAAAGAUCUGGAGCCUGCUUGCGGAAAGCCUGCAUGGACUUAG